Ochlerotatus camptorhynchus is the source of this 3449-nucleotide messenger RNA. Its product is annotated as aminopeptidase N. The transcript has 8 exons. Gene Ontology annotation, cellular component: cytoplasm. The record is from RefSeq and is a predicted model, not a curated record. Gene Ontology annotation, molecular function: zinc ion binding; metallopeptidase activity. Gene Ontology annotation, biological process: proteolysis. Bases 309 to 3104 code for a protein of 931 amino acids. Lineage: Eukaryota; Metazoa; Arthropoda; Insecta; Diptera; Culicidae.
AACAUCAUUUCAAAAUGUUCUCACUCAAUUGACCAAAGGAAAUUGAACAACAAAACAUCUGUUCCUGAAUCAUUGCUGACUAGGGAGAAAGAGAAUUUCGCAUCGUGUUAAAAUAACUUUGCUUUCUUAAUUGAAUAAUGCGACACUUUACCACUAAAGGCAUUUCAGCGUAUAGAAAUCCAAGAUCCACUAAGCAAAGGUUCAUAUCUCCUUACAUUCAGUUUGUCGCGCGAUACGGAGCUAACUAGACGUUGAACAUUCCUCAUUCGAAACGAUAGCAAUACCUGUAAUAAAACUUGUUCUCCAACAUGGGGUGGUAUCGCAUCCCAUUACUAGCAAUGAUGUUGUUAAUUGCAACACCGGUGCUCUCAUGGCGACAGUAUCGUAUCCGCCGCAGCAUUGAUCUGUCCGCUACCAACCCAUUGAUACCGGACAAUAGGCUGCCAACUGAUCUAGUUCCAGUAAACUACAAGCUACGAUUAGAGCUUGAUGCCGAUCAGCUAGCAUUCCAUGGCACCGUCAAUAUAACAAUGACAUGCACUAAGCAAACAAAUCAAAUUAAUCUCCAUGCCCACCACGACCUGCAAGUCGAUGAAGAGAACAUCGAGCUAGUACAACACACUGAUAACGGAAAAGCAAACACGUUGAAAAUUCGCCGUGUGGAUAGAGUACCGAAAAAGCCACUUUUAGUUAUUUAUUUCCACGAUGAUCUCACCAUCGGCGGUCUGUAUGAGGCACGAAUUAAUUUUAAAGGAAUGAUUUGGGAAAAUACGGAAGGAUUGUUCCAAGGCAAAUACAAAAUUUACGAUGAAGACCAGCAACAAGACCGUUCCUACUUCGCUUCAUACUUUCGACCGCAUAACGCAAGACGUGUUUUCCCUUGCUUUGAUGAGCCAGCAUAUAAAGUGCCCUUCCAGGUGACGAUUGUUAGACCACAAGGCUAUCAUACACUCUUCAACACUGAUAUCGCAUCGAGUGAAACUAUUUCCAACGGCAAAGUUGCAGAUCAUUUCAAAAUUACCCCUCCGAUAUCAACAUUCACGUUAGGUUUUGUAGUAUCAGAUCUUCUAGAAGAUAGUGACGACAAACAGAAUAAAAUUACAAAACCAAUCGUCAAGCUGUGGGCACGGAAAGAGUUUCAUGAACAAAAUAAAGAUGUUAAAUACAAACUAAAAAUUGUUCUCGAGUACCUCAUCAACUAUUGGAAUGUAAGUUUUCCGUUAGAAAAGCUAGAUGUUAUCGUACUGCCGAACUUCUCCGCCGUGAAGCCUGCAGAUAACUGGGGAUUGGUGGUUUUCAGAGAAAGCGAUUUGCAAAACGGAUACUAUGGAAUUGCACAGGAAUUUGUAUACCAAUGGCUUGGAGCAUGGAUAAGUCCGCAUUGGUGGAGCGAGGCUCAUGUCAAUAAAGCUGUUGCGGGCUUCCUAGCGGCGUCAACAGCUAUUGAAAUCGAUAAUGGAGUAGAGUUUGAGGGUAAAUGGCCCAUGACGAUUUUGUAUUCGAUUUACUAUGAAUUCAGCAAAAGAUAUCCCCAUUCCCGAAUCACGGCGAUUAAACAGGAAACUACCUGUAGCAAAACUGAACUCGUGCUUCGCAUGCUCAACCUUACUCUGGGGGCGGAAACUUUCCAAAAAGGUUUGCAAAGGUUUAUAGAACAUCGUGAAUAUAAAACAUUCGUUAGCAAUGACAUCUGGGAAGCACUCACAAAACAGGCUCAUUUGGAUAACCGACUCUGUGAAUCUGCCACCGUUAAUGAAAUUGCCGAAUCAUGGAUUACGAAAGAUCGCAUUCCCAUGGUAACCGUUGAAAGGGAUUAUCAAAAAAAGACAGCAACGAUCACGCAAAGAGUGUACCUUCGUGAACGCCCUCAUGAUGUACCAGAGCAGGACAAGAUGCUGUGGUGGAUACCGUUAGUGGUUGUGCAACAAAACAAUCUCAAUUUUACAAACACCAGCGCUACCAAAUGGAUGAAAAAAGUCAAACAAGUGGUAUUAGAAAACCUACCUAACUCAGAUGGUUUCAUUAUUGUGAAUCCAGAAGAAGUAGGUCCUUUCCCAGUGAAUUAUGACGAGCGAAAUUGGAACCUACUUGCUAACUUUUUACUCGAUGAAGCUGGCCGAGCUAGAAUUCCAGUUUACACAAGAGCUAAAUUGUUGCACGAUGCCUGGAAUUUGGCUUACGCUGGUCAUUUAAGCUUCGCAACGGCAUUCAAUAUGACUCUUUUUAUGCAGUACGAACGAAAUCACCUCGUGUGGAAUCCAGUGUUCACUCUAAUCGAUCACAUUGGUAGACAUAUUGACAUGUCGGCAGUUCAUAAAAAGUUCGAAAUCUAUGUGCGAACACUCCUUACUCCACUGUACGAGGAACUUGUUCAAAACCAACGUGACAACGAAGAGAAGUGGAAAACUAACCUACGAUCUUUGGCUAAGACAUUCUUAUGCCGCGCCGGAUAUAAACCAUGCAUAGAAGAGGCCCAGAAAGUUUUUAAAAAAUGGAUGGACAGCCCUGAACCAGAUCUUGGAAAUCCAGUAGCCAAUCAAUAUAUUUGCCCUGUUUUCAAGUCUGGCACACAAGAGGAGUGGGAAUUCGGUUUACAGCGUGUAAUCAACUUCCCGGAAUCUCGCGUUAAGAGCGAACGCACUUAUCUAUUGAAAACUCUAGCUGGCUGCCCGGUACAGGCUUCCAAGAUAAACCGACUGCUGAACAUCACCGUGCUGGAGGAUAAUGGCAAUUUUACCGAUAAUGAUAUAAGCCUCAUAUUCAAAAUGCUUUCCGGUGGAUCCAGCGGUUAUAUGGCAUUAUUUGAAUUUUUACAGAAGAAUUGGGAUGCCAUUAAAUUGAGAUUCAAAGACCGAGAGCUUUUGUGGAACAAUUUGAUAAAUUCUGCAACUGGAUUAUUUACCACACAAGAAGGCUACGAUAUGGUAUCUCAGUUGUACGUACAAAGGCAAGGGGAAUUCGGAACUGCUCAACACAUCAUUGAAAAGUCCUUGAAAAAUAUCAAAGAGGAAACUAAAUGGAGUCAAGAAAACCUUCCAGUUAUUGAAAAAUGGAUAGAUAACUUUCUAAGCCAUCAUAAGCUGAGCGAAGACAAAUUCUUAUGAAUCAAGCAUAGACAGUGGUUGUAUUAUCAUUAUUUUUGAGAGAAAAAAAAAUAGUUAAGAAACAUAUUAAUUUCAAUUUGUAGAGAGAAUACAAGCAUAUGGAAACUGAAAUCAUGUACAUAUUGUCUAACAUAUUAAACUAUAGGAAAUUAUACUAAACAAAAUUAUAAAUAGGAUAGAUUCAUCUUACAAACAUGUCUUUCAGAGUCAGAAUCUCAACUCAAGAAAAAUCAAUAAAAAUAGUAAACAUCAUUUCCACCUUCUCACUUUUGAAAUAUAAGAAAAAUGCUACAAUAAAUAGUACCUAUCCCUAACUUCACAAGUAAGCUUUUGCAACUGAUGACU